AGUAGAUAUAUGGAUAUCAAACGGCUAAACUUCUCAAAAUGUCGACAAGCGGAGGAAAGUGGGAAACGGUUUCACACAAAAAGAAGGCCACUGUGGCCGAUAAAAGGGCGGCACAGAAAGCACUUGUUCAAAAUGCACCGACAGUGGAUCAGAUGUCCCCACUUCAGCAGAGUGCCACCAUGUUUAGUGAGGCAUUUACAAAUGGUUCGGCAAAGGGCACAAAGAAGGCCAACGGGGAUGCAAGCCAUAGCAGCAAAAAACCAAACCAGCCAACCCAACAGCAGAAGAAGAAGAAAGGAAGCAGUGAUGGAAAGAAGAAACCAGAAAGAUUUAAUACCCUUGAUGAAGCACUGGAUGCUCUUCAUGUCUCUGAGGUUAAAGGUCAACUUGAUGAUGUGAAGGAGAGGGUUCCGGAUUCACCAGCUCUUUGGUUGGGAGAUUUGGCUCUUUUGCUGAACAGGAAAUUAUUGACAAAGGAAUUGGAUCCAACCUUCCCUGACAAGCCAUCUGAUUAUCCUCUUUGUAAGAUGAGUAGUUCAGUGAGGAAUCUUCUGAAGACAUUGAUGGAUACAUACCCUGAGAGAAUGCUUAGUAUGUUCUUUCAACAUUGCAUCAGAGAGAUAGAGAAUGAUCUUCCUAAAGGAAAUGCAGUAAAUGGAUAUCGGAUCUUUCUCCAGCUUCUUGCAGUGGAUUAUCCUCAUUUUGUUACUAAUCGUAUCUCUGAUUAUCUGGAGGUAUUGAAACGAAGACAGAGUGACCGGGCUACUUGUUUGACCAUCCUAUGGGGAUGUAUUCAAGCUGGUCAUCAUGAUCCAGUCAUUGGAUUGCAAGUUUGGAGUAAGCUGAUGCUACCUCUUCUUGGUCAUAAGAUGAUUUCUCCCUAUGCUAUCUCUACAUUGGAUUGGUUCUUAGGGCAGAAGCUGGAUGAAAAACGUGCCAGUCAAGUUCUAGGUCCUAAUGAGUUCUUCCCUAUUCUCGACUAUGUUUUCACUCCUAACAACUCACUUCAACCAAACUUACAAAAACAACUGUUUGGCCACUACCCAAGACUCAAGAGUCUUGCCUUCCAAGAGAAUCCUGAGUCCAACCUAAGGAAUUUCUUUCCUUCUCUUCUCGCUAGAACAACAGAUCAUUGUCCUGUUGCUCUAAAGACAGAGCUACUUGAGUGCCUUGUAUAUUGUCUGUGUCAUGAUCAGCAUUGUUUCAGUGAGUGGCGUCAGAUGUAUGAUAGUCAUAUGAAACAGUCUAGCGUCUUGAUGAAUCAUAUCAUCAAAGUCUGGGAUCAAGUUAAGCUUCCUAAGAAGCUCUUACAGGAGACUGUACGUGCAUUCAGUGUAACCAAUGAGGAACAGCUUUCUUUAACUCAGGCCAGUAUUAGACGUAUUCAUAUUGAACAAUGCAAGGCAGCUUGUGAGGAAUUAUUGGAGAAAAUGAGCAGUUUCCGGAUGCCAUGGAAGACGAUGAUCUCUGUUGUCUUUCUUUCCAUCAUGACAUUCUUAGUCUUGGAUCUAUUUACCAGCAAUGGUUUCAGUGGUUCAAGGACGGAGACAUUCCUUCAGAAAUCAGGACUUCUUGCUGUUACCAAACAUGCUUGGGCCAAAAUCUCUCUCUUUUCAACAAACGUGAUGGGAUGGCUGCAUGUAAACACACCAAUCUACUAUGCCAAGAUAAAGGAACUCUGUGGACCUUACCUUACUCUCGCUUUGGAAAAAAUAUAUGAUAUAUGGGCUUGGUUUGUUACCAUGGUUACGCCAUUCAAAGAAUGGAUUGCAGAGAAUGCUCCCAUCUGGUUGGACUGGUUUCUGGCACAGACUGUUGAGAUCCUUCAGCUUUUGAUGGUUUGGUUGACAAUAUUAUGGGAAGUAGUAUCUGACUACGCUAUUGCUGGUUGGAUUGUUGUAGCGCCAUACAUGCAACAAGCCUGGGAUGUGACUAUUGUCUACAUGGCCUUGGUCUGGGAAGCCAUGUAUCCAGUCCUGGACCAAACAUGGAUCAUGAUAAAAACAAUGUUCAGCAAGACGUAGACCCAGGAUCCCAGAUGAAACACCAAUCCAAUCAUCAAGUUUCAUCUGGAAAUAUUCUUAUCCAAAUUGAUAUUGAUUUACAUUUAUCUCUAAUAUAAUUGUUAAAGUCCAUUAAGUUUAUCUUUAAGAUUCUAUGAAUUAUGAUUUAGAAAAUGUCCAACAUUGCACUAUAAGAGAUUCCAAUGUAUUUAUUCUGUGCUUUGUAUGAAGAAGCGAAGAGAGUUUGGUGCUUUAAUGGCUUGCCAUCUUGUAAUCAAUGUAAUGCGUAAUUCAAUGCAGGUUUGACGU
This is a messenger RNA of Lytechinus variegatus (green sea urchin), 2312 nucleotides long. RefSeq names its product transmembrane protein 214-A-like (gene tmem214). The transcript has 17 exons. Lineage: Eukaryota; Metazoa; Echinodermata; Echinoidea; Temnopleuroida; Toxopneustidae. Gene Ontology annotation, cellular component: Golgi apparatus; endoplasmic reticulum. The record is from RefSeq and is a predicted model, not a curated record. The coding region runs from base 39 to 2024 and encodes 661 amino acids.